Molecule: messenger RNA, 1498 nt
Organism: Pseudo-nitzschia multistriata
Lineage: Eukaryota; Bacillariophyta; Bacillariophyceae; Bacillariales; Bacillariaceae
Source: the annotation of a GenBank genome assembly
GAACAGAGGAGGAUGCUGGUGUCAUAGCGGAGGAUGAGGUCAACUGUCAAACAAAAUCGAAAAGCCUUGUUCCAAAAGUUAUCAUUCCUUGCGGCCAUGAUGGCUACGAGAAAAGUAGAUCGAGCGUCGGAGAGAAGGAUAUUGUACUUGGACGAAGGUACGCUGUAGAAAUGUCGAAGAUGCUUUGAAGACAGAUUGGUGUAUGAUUUUGACUCGAAAUUCACUCAUUUCGUUUCCAUUAAUUUUCCCUCCUAUUGUCGUGGACAGUGAUUCAGUCCAGAAUCGAUCUGAGGACAAUCGUUUUCGACGCAUUGUCAAUUUGUAUAGGGAUGAAUACAUUUCUUCCAAUUCCGUAGAACGUGCUACGAUAGUCUCGAAAGUAAUUGCGCUGCUUGAGAAAGAUAGUUAUUCCUUCCUGAGAUCUGGUUCCUUACGCACUCCAUUUUCAAACCGCAAUUCUUCCUACCCAUCCUCAUUGUGUGAYGGGUAUGGUAUUAAUGAGGGUGACAGUAACGGCGGAUUGGAGAGUGGAAUGUUCAUGGAUGGUCAAAUUAGGCAAAUGGUGAGUACUUCAUUCUCGAGGCUUGGUCGUCGGCGUUCUCGCAAUGAUUCCUCCGAAUUCAAAGACGCAAUAAGACAACAGCAACGGCAAAUGAUCGAUGCAACUCUGAAUCGCACCCCCAAUACUCUGAAAAACCCAGCACCUUUAGCAACGAAAGACAAAGUUUCAUAUUUGAAGGCUUCGACGCUCGGUGCCAACCAAAGCAUUGCGCCACAGCAACAAGAUGGUCCACAGGACGAAUUGGUGCCUCCUCUUCGGGCAUCCCGGGCGCCGGCACACUCUGAAACGAAACUUGCUGCGGAUAAGGUACAAAAAGUUCGACCUUUCUCUUCAGCACACGAAAGCUGUCUCUUGCAGGAGUGUCAACCCAAGGUUCCAGCACCACGGCAGUGUGGUGGUGAAUUGCGCGAGGAUGGAUUGCUAUGGUCCAGUGGUUCUAGGACGCUAUCCCUCCUUGAGGGCAUGGACAGCACCCUCGUUCCGACGACGUCUUAUUCUUUGCUACCCACGAUCGAAGAAAACGUUUUUGGAACAAAGGCUCGCGCGGGACCAAAUUCGGGAUGCAGCGACGACGGUACCGGGCGGAUGGAAUUCGAGACGAUUGGAUACACCCACCAAAAGGUUGGCGAGUUGACAAUCGUGCGUCCCAUACUUUUGCUUCCGGGGGUUGUCGGAGGCGCUUCUUCCCCUGCCGUCAAGAACGAAACGAACGCAGGAUAGACACAACCGAAGAACAAGAACAUCUCACGUUGGCAAUUCUGAUGCCUUCUCCACCUCGAACCUGUUGGUACUUAGCGACAAGGUGCACCCCGAUGGAUUGGAUGAGAAUCCUCAUGCAAUGGAUGAUGUAAACUCUGUUGUAUCAUCACCUACCAUGUUGUUCCCCAGCCAAUAGGAAUGAAUACUUCAUAAUACUUAUAAAACUUUCAUACCAAG